Durotheca rogersii is the source of this 999-nucleotide messenger RNA. RefSeq names its product NAD(P)-binding protein. The record is from RefSeq and is a predicted model, not a curated record. Bases 1 to 999 code for a protein of 332 amino acids. The transcript has a single exon. NCBI's taxonomy places the organism in Eukaryota, Fungi, Ascomycota, Sordariomycetes, Xylariales, Xylariaceae.
AUGUCCUCGACGCCGACCAAGAACAUCAUCAUCACGGGCGCGGGCGGCUUCAUCGGGCCGCUGCUCGCCUCGCGGCUGCUCGACGACCCGUCGUACCGGGUGGUGCUGACGGACGUGGCGGAGCCGGCGGUGCCGGCGGGGGUGGCGCACCCGGAGAACGCGGUGGCGCUGCGCGGCGACAUCUGCGACGCGGCGUUCGUCGCGCGGCUGCUGGGCGCGGCGCGGCCGCUCUUCGCGCUGUUCCUCUUCCACGGCGUCAUGUCGGCCGGGUCCGAGGCCGACUGGGACCUGUCGCUGCGCGUCAACGUCGACAGCGUGCGCGGGCUCCUGCUGGCCGUGCGCGCGGCCUACCCCGGCGGCGGCGGCGUGCGCGUCGUCUACGCGAGCGCCCAGGCCGUCUACGGCCGGCCGCUGCCCGCCGGCGGCCGCGUCGCCGACGCCGUCGCCCCGACCCCCGAGGGCACCUACGGCGCGCACAAGCUGCUCACCGAGGUCCUCCUCAACGACAUGCACCGCCGCGGCUUCUUCGACGUCUUCAGCCUGCGCCUCCCCACCGUCGCCGUGCGGCCCGGCCGGCCCACCGCCGCCGCCUCCUCCUUCCUCUCCGGCAUGAUCCGCGAGCCGAUGCGCGGCGCCGAGUGCGCGAUCCCGCUGCGCGACCGCGGCUUCCGCGCCUUCGUGUGCUCGCCCGCCGUCCUGCAGGAGAACCUCGUGCGCGUGCUCGCGCUCGACCCCGGCUGCCUCCCGCCCCACGUCCGCCACGUCAACAUGCCCGGCAUCUCGGUCUCUGUCCAGCAGCUCGUGGACGCGCUCGCCCGCCACGGCGGCGCAGACCGCCUGCGCUACCUCCGCGAGGAGCCAGACCCCGCCCUCGAGCGCAUCCUCCGCAGCUGGGCCCCCGAGGUCGACACCGCCACCGCCCGGCGCCUCGGCCUCCUCCAGGACGAGAGCGCCGACGCCCUCGUCAAGCAAUACGUCGACUCGCUGAAGUCGGCGUGA